Phragmites australis (common reed) is the source of this 762-nucleotide messenger RNA. Its product is annotated as dehydration-responsive element-binding protein 2C-like. Gene Ontology annotation, molecular function: DNA-binding transcription factor activity; transcription cis-regulatory region binding. Gene Ontology annotation, cellular component: nucleus. The record is from RefSeq and is a predicted model, not a curated record. Lineage: Eukaryota; Viridiplantae; Streptophyta; Magnoliopsida; Poales; Poaceae. The transcript is spliced from 2 exons. Bases 1 to 762 code for a protein of 253 amino acids. Gene Ontology annotation, biological process: response to stress; positive regulation of DNA-templated transcription.
AUGGAGGUGGUUGUGCAGCAGCAGCAGUUUCAUCACCAGCUGGGGGCACAAGCUGCUGCAGGUGGUGGUCAGCAGCAGCAUCAGAACAAGGCGCCCGGGGCCGGCCGGGGACGUCGCAAGUGCUGCCCGCUGCGGCGGUCUCGCAAGGGAUGCAUGAAGGGCAAGGGCGGCCCGGAUAACCAGCAGUGCCCCUUCCGCGGCGUCCGCCAGCGCACCUGGGGCAAGUGGGUCGCCGAGAUCCGCGAGCCCAACCGCGGCGCACGCCUCUGGCUUGGCACCUUCAGCACCGCGCUCGAGGCCGCGCGCGCCUACGACGCCGCCGCCCGGGCGCUCUACGCGGACUGCGCGCGACUCAACCUCCCCACGGCUGGUGCUACUGCAGCCUCCUCAUCGGCGGCGUCUCCCACCCCUGACACCGUAGCUGGCAACCACCAGCAGUACUACAAGCCACCGGCGCCGGGGACGCCCUGCUGCUCCGCUGACGCCCCAUGCAACUCCAACUCGUCCGUCACCACGACAUCGCCCACGCAGCACCCAAUGGACGGCAGGUUCACGGUUGUGCAGGGCGACUUGUGCCUGUCGGCUGCUGCGACAGAUCAGGAGGACUUCGAGGACUACGUGACGCGACUGCCCAAGGCGGAGGACUUCGGCCUGGAGGGCUUCCAGGAGGUGUUCGACGAAGCCGCAGGCGGCAUCUGGGGCAUGCACACCGCCGGCUGGCCGGACAUGAUGAUCGACGCCCAAGUCGUGGUCCCUCGUUGA